CAGGCCACCACCUACCGAAGUCCAGACAAACAGACACACAUGUACCAGCCUAAGGAACAAUACUCUAUUCGAUCCCACCCACACCCUGAGUCGACCAACUUGGGAAUACAUGGACAGUCAGCAAUAGCUACAACGAGACCACUCAGCGGUAAGAUAGAGUUUGUUUGGCAGGCAAGCGGGCAGGCACGAGGGAAAGCGCACCGUUGGAACCUUCUUCGCGAUACCGAUACCUCCGCUGGGUGUGAGGGCGGUAUUAAGGUUGCAAGGGGGCGUCGCAUAACGUUCACACAAUCUUCCGCGAACGAACACACGUCGGCGUAGUUAAGCAACAAACAGUGAACUUGCGCGAAUCACCAGUACAGGGCUGUGGCAGCCUCGACCGCUCACUGCCAGCUUCUCCCGCUUAGUAGUCUACCUCCACAUCCUCCAAACGCGGCGGCAGCGAGAUCAAUACAAUGUCGCGAUCACGCCGCCUCCAACGCGCGGAAAGCGUGUCCAGCACAUCCUCCUCCUCGACCUCGCCUGAGCGGGACCCGGACGACGACGACAAUGACUCCUUCAUGCUGCAGGCCAACGACUCGGCUUCUUCCCUCGGCGUCGAGAUGGCUUCGGACGACUCGCACGAUGCCGCCGCGCGUCAGGCGUAUGAAGAGCGAUGUCGUGUGUCGCCCGUCGCAAGGCUGCCGGCGGAGCUGCUCAUCAGCAUCUUCGCACGCCUGAGCGCGAGCAGUGACCUCAUGUCAUGUAUGCUGGUAAGCAAGGAGUGGGCUCGGAAUAGUGUAGGGUUGCUGUGGCACAGGCCGGCGAUGAACAAGUGGGACUGCAUUCAGUCGGUGGUGCGGUCGAUACGGAAGGCGGACAAGUUCUUCGCGUACCAAGACCUGGUGAAGAGGUUGAAUAUGUCGACGUUAGCCUCGCAAGUCAGUGAUGGUUGUCUCAUCGGCAUGGUGGACUGCAAGCGAGUCGAGCGUUUGACCUUGACCAAUUGCAGCAAGUUGACGGACAUCUCCAUCCAACCGCUGGUCGAAGGCAACAGGAGUCUGCUAGCUUUGGACGUGACCGGGCUGGAUCAGCUCACGGACAGGACUAUGAUGACUGUGGCAGAUCAUUGCCUACGCUUGCAAGGACUCAACGUAACUGGUUGCAAAAAGCUCACAGACGCCUCGAUUGCGCAGGUUGCGAAAAGCUGCCGGCACGUCAAGCGGUUGAAGUUCAAUGGGUGCGCACAGCUUACCGACACCGCUCUCAUGACCGUCGCAGCACAUAGUACACAUCUAUUGGAGAUCGAUCUUCACGCGCUGCACAACAUUGAGAGUCCCGCAAUCACUGCCUUGUUGACCUCCUGUCAGCAUCUCAGAGAGGUCAGACUCGCACACUGCAUGCGCAUCAACGACCGCGCAUUCUUAGACAUCCCAAGCAACCCCGACAACCCUACUACUCUUGAGGCACUCCGGAUACUGGAUCUAACAGACUGCAGCGAGCUCGGUGACAAGGGUGUCGAAAGAAUAAUUGAGACGUGCCCGCGGCUGCGCAACCUCAUUCUCGCCAAGUGCCGCCACAUUACCGAUCGCGCUGUGCUCGCCAUCGCGAAGCUUGGCAAGAAUCUGCACUACAUUCACCUCGGCCACUGCCAGCGCAUAACAGACUUCAGCGUGGAGGCGCUUGCGAAGUCAUGCAAUCGCAUCCGCUACAUCGACCUGGCGUGCUGCAGCAACCUCACGGACCACAGUAUCACGAAGUUGGCGGGUUUGCCGAAGCUGAAGCGCAUCGGUCUAGUGAAGUGCGCGGGGAUCACGGAUUUGAGCAUCCAUGCGCUUGCGAUGGGAGAGGUGAGGAACGGCAAACGCACGAAUGGACCCAGUGGGAGCGUGUUGGAGCGUGUGCAUCUGAGCUAUUGCACGCUGCUCACUCUGGACGGCAUCUAUGUCUUGCUCAACAACUGCCCGAAGCUCACACACCUUUCUUUGACCGGUGUGCAAGCCUUCCUGCGCGACGAGUUACUGAUCUUCUGCCGCGAAGCACCGCCGGAGUUUAACGACCAUCAGCGGGAACUAUUCUGCGUCUUCUCCGGCAGCGGCGUGGGCCGGCUGCGCGAAUACCUCAACCAGGAGAAGAACCACGCCUUGAACGCACUCGCGAGCCGAGGCGACAACGAUAGCAUGACACCCAGCAUGGCGGGCGAGGGUGAAGACGUCGACGUCAUCGACGUGUACGGCGGCGACGCAGGCGACGGGAUCGACGGCGAUGGCACGGGCGCGGAUAGCGAUGGUAGUAACACGCCCGUCAUCGCCCUCGACGUGCAUGGUGACCACCGUCCCGGCGCCACGCCCAUCAUGGGCGGUCCGCCUCUCAUGGGCGCCGCGGGAUCAAGCGCAUCUGGCAUGCUCUUCCCCGGCUCGCACUACCCUCCUUGGCCGCCUCUGCACCACCACCACCACCACCAUGAUCAUCACUCCAGCCACGUAUCGCAAGCUUUCGGCGGUCCAUCAUCGUCAGCCUCGGCUGCGCAUCUCAGUCAGAGCGCGCCAGCAUCUACGUCGGGCCUUCACGGCCAUUGGGGGAGUCUGCCGCCGAUGUUUUUCAACUCGCCAGUGGCGGCCCACACGGGUCAGGGUGUUGUGGCGGCCCAGCAUGUUACGAGUAUGAUGGGCGCGACGAUGUUGGAUGAUGUUGAUGAGGGGGAUGAGGCGUUUGGGGAGGGGAGCGAGAUGAUGGGGGAUUAGAGCGAUGCUUCGUUUCGCUGCCGUUUAUACCUGGGUGCAAGCACGGACUUACUUGACUUGCUAGACUCGCUGUGGGCGGGGAGAGUGGUUUGAUGCGAUUCGCGACGAUUUAUCUCGCUUGCGGUGGGAUGCAAACACUGGGCGUUUAUUCCUGUCAUUGCUGGCGACGCGUGAACCUUGCGGCCGGCUAAGAUAUGGUGGGUCACUUGGCGUUUCUUGACAAAGGGAGAUGGGCAGCUCUACGAGCGUUCAGAGCGGUUUAAUGAGUUAUGCUAGCGACGAUAUCCAAUUCAACUCGGU
Baudoinia panamericana UAMH 10762 is the source of this 3023-nucleotide messenger RNA. RefSeq lists its product as uncharacterized. The transcript is spliced from 2 exons. NCBI's taxonomy places the organism in Eukaryota, Fungi, Ascomycota, Dothideomycetes, Mycosphaerellales, Teratosphaeriaceae. Gene Ontology annotation, molecular function: protein binding. The record is from RefSeq and is a predicted model, not a curated record. The coding region runs from base 456 to 2723 and encodes 755 amino acids.